This is a messenger RNA of Capronia epimyces CBS 606.96, 1725 nucleotides long. RefSeq lists its product as uncharacterized. The transcript is spliced from 5 exons. Bases 1 to 1725 code for a protein of 574 amino acids. The record is from RefSeq and is a predicted model, not a curated record. Lineage: Eukaryota; Fungi; Ascomycota; Eurotiomycetes; Chaetothyriales; Herpotrichiellaceae. Gene Ontology annotation, molecular function: CoA-ligase activity.
AUGGUGCUGUUCAAGUCGCCUCAUCCGGACGUCGAAGUCCCCGCACACAUUACGACCUGGGAAUGGAUCUUCGAGUCGCCCAGGUACUCGCCGGUGGCGCGGCAGGAGAAGCAGAAGAAGGAGCUGAAGCAGCCGGCAGCCCUGGCCGGAUACGUCAAUGCCAUCACCAAGGAACGGCUCGACUGGGCUGAGGUGAAAGCCAAAGCGACGCAGUUGAGCAGCGCGUUGAUGACUGAAUACGGGCUCCGGGCGGGCGAGACGGUCUCGCUGUUCAGCACCAACACCAUCUGGUAUCCAGUGGCCAUGUGGGCGGUUAUCCGAGCCGCAGGAGGAAGAGUCAACGGAGCGUCGCCCGCCUACAACGCAGAGGAGAUGGCGCACGCACUGCGCACCGCCAAGUCGCGGUUCCUGCUGACCUUGCCGACGUCGCUGGACGUGGCGCUGACGGCGGCGCAGCAGGCCGGCAUGGCACGCUCCCACGUUCUCCUGCUGGAAGGCCAGGUCCCGGGCUUCACCAGUGUGCAGGACCUCAUCCAGAGGGGCUCCAAGUACACGCCGGCGCCACCGUACCGGAUCCCGCCGGGCAAGACGAAUGCAGACGUGUGUGGCUAUCUCAACUUCAGCAGUGGGACGACGGGGCUGCCCAAGGCUGUGAUGCUGUCGCAUCAAAACAUCAUCGCCCAGUGCCAUCAGCUCAAGCAGCUCCAGACACCAGGCCCGUACAAGAUCCUCGCAGUGAUGCCCCUGUUCCACAUCACCGGCCUGGUGCGAUUCUGCACUUAUCCCUUGCUGGUGAAUGGCGACAGCGUCAUGUUGCCCUCGUUCUCCAUGGAAUCUAUGCUCCAGGCCAUCUGCGAGUUUCAGAUCCGAGAGCUGAUCCUGGUGCCGCCGAUCCUGAUCCGGCUGGUACGCGACAAGAUGGUGGACAACUACGACCUGCGGCACGUGGAGCGCUGGUCGUCGGGGUCGGCGCCCAUCUCGCCCGAGAUCAUCGCGCUCUUGCAGAAGAAGUUCCCGUGGACGGGGUUUCGCCAGGGCUACGGCGCGACCGAGUCGACGGCGUGUAUCUCUGCCCACCCGCCGAGCCACUACGACUACAAGUAUGCCCACACGGGCGGCAUGUUGGUGGCGAACACGGUCGCCAAGGUGAUGGACUUGACGACCGGAGAAGAGCUGGCGGCCGGUCAGACCGGAGAGAUCCUGGCGCGCGGGCCCCAGAUCGCCAUGGGCUACCUCGACAACGCGGCUGCGACGGCCGAGACGUUUGACGCCGAAGGGUUCUUCCACACGGGCGACGUCGGCCAUUUCGACCACCAAGGCCUAAUCCAUAUCGAAGACCGCAUCAAAGAGAUGAUCAAGGUCAAGGGCCAGCAGGUCGCGCCGGCCGAGCUCGAGGACCUGCUGCUCGGCCACCCGGACGUGGAGGACUGUGCCGUGCUCGGGAUCCCGGACGACUACGCGGGCGAGAGGCCCAAGGCCUACGUCGUGUUGCGGAAAGGAGUCGAGCAGACCCCAGCCACGGGCCGAAGACUGUUGGAGUUUGUCAAGGAGAGGAAGGUCCGGUACAAGUGGAUCGUCGAGAUCGAGUUCACCGAUCAAGUGCCGAAAAGCUCGACCGGCAAGCUUCUCCGGAGGAUCUUGAAGGUGAGGGAUAAGGAGGGAAAGGAGAGAGGCUUGAGGGUCAGGGCCGGGGUUGGGGAUGAGGUAGAGCGGGCGAGGUUGUGA